This is a messenger RNA of Notolabrus celidotus (New Zealand spotty), 4142 nucleotides long. RefSeq names its product mohawk homeobox a (gene mkxa). Gene Ontology annotation, cellular component: nucleus. Gene Ontology annotation, biological process: cell development; regulation of transcription by RNA polymerase II; muscle organ development. NCBI's taxonomy places the organism in Eukaryota, Metazoa, Chordata, Actinopteri, Labriformes, Labridae. Gene Ontology annotation, molecular function: DNA-binding transcription factor activity, RNA polymerase II-specific; RNA polymerase II cis-regulatory region sequence-specific DNA binding. The record is from RefSeq and is a predicted model, not a curated record. The transcript is spliced from 7 exons. The coding region runs from base 595 to 1752 and encodes 385 amino acids.
ACUCCAUAAUGGACGCAUUGAGUUCCUAAAAUUGAGACAAGACAGAAUUUGAUGAAUAAUCUAGAGAAUGUAACUUUCUGAGGACAGUUCCUCAAGCCAGAGAUGCUUUCCCAUGUCAGUUGGAUACAUUUAUUUGGAGAUAAGUGCCGUUUUCAAACUAUGCUUAGGAUUCAGUGAUUCAGACAGCCUACUUUUUGCAGCGUGCAGCCUUCCUCCCUCUCUUUCCUCCUGCUGGCCGUGGCCCCUGAACCGGCUUAAACCAUCAACAGUAUGUUCGCAGGCUAGGGCUGUGUGCUAGGAAACAUGAGCAGGGUGAGAUAUUCAGAUUCCCGGGCGGUGCGGACCAGGUCGCUGGAUAAAGCGGAGGAGGAGACGGCGGUCCGUGUGGUUUGAGCUCAGGAUCUCAGGACGGGAACAUGUGAGCGGGGAAUGGGAGACUGGAAACAGGAUUAUUGUUCUACACAGCAGAGAGACGCAGGAGGGGCCCGGGGCAGGAGAGACACGGGGACUCUGUGACACACGUGGAGACUUUUCCCUCAUUUUUGAAAAAAGAUUUUUUCUCAUCGGUGAUAUUUGCGGAAUAUCUGGCCAAAGAUGAACACCAUCGUGUUUAACAAGCUCAGCAGCCAGGUCCUGUUUGAGGAGAAGGCGAAAGAGGUGGAAAUGAGCAGCAGAAAUUAUCUGGAAGUCAUCGACGGGCAGCAUCCAGACCUCCUCUCCAGCAACCAGACCAUCAGAGACAACCAGGCUAUCAGACACAGACGGAGCGGAGGUCGUCCCAGCGGAGGUAAAGUGCGGCACAAGCGUCAGGCUCUGCAGGACAUGGCGCGGCCGCUCAAACAGUGGCUCUACAAGCACCGAGAUAACCCCUACCCCACCAAGACGGAGAAAAUCCUGCUGGCCCUUGGCUCGCAAAUGACCCUGGUCCAGGUUUCCAACUGGUUUGCUAAUGCCAGGAGGCGACUGAAGAACACAGUGAGGCAGCCAGACCUGAGCUGGGCACUGCGGAUUAAACUCUACAACAAAUAUGUGCAAGGCAACGCAGAGAGGCUGAGCGUUAGCAGCGAUGACAGCUGCUCGGAAGACGGAGAUAACCCUCAGAGGACACAGAGCGGCCCAGAGGAACUCAACAAGCCAAUGUACCAGAGUGUGAUCAAGAAGGAGGGCUCCUCCAUGGUGGGCAUGGCCAUGGGAAUGGGGAUGGGAAUGGGGAUGAGGAUGGGGAUGGGAAUGGGAAUGGGAAUGGGGAUGGGCAUGGGGAUGGGCGCAGGGCUUCGCUCUGCAGCCGAAGCCGCCUCACUUGCCGAGGACUACGUGUCUCCACCCAAGUACAAGAGCAGCCUGCUGCACCGCUACCUGAACGACUCUCUGCGCCACGUCAUGGUGGCCAACGCUGUCAUGGACGCUCGUAAAAGGAACCACUCCGGCUCCUUCAGCUCCAAUGAGUACGACGACGAGCUGCUGUCGCCAUCCUCCUCAGAAGCUGAGGCGAACUUUGUUUAUCGGACUGAAACCACAGAGCACGGAUCGAGUAAAUGUGACAACAGCAGCAGUGGCGUCGGAGCUGCGCAGAAGGAGAAGGUGAAGGGUAAAGACGAGACGUACUGGAGGGAGAUCAACGCCGCCAUGGCCUUGACCAACUUGGCGCAGGGGAAGGACAGCAUCUCCGGGACCACCAGCUGCAUCAUCCAGAAGUCCUCCCAUAUAGCAGAGAUCAAGACUGUUAAAGUGCCACUGAUGCAGAAAUAUUAGCCCCCUGACGUCAUUCUCGCAUCUCUCUAUGCAAAACCAGCAAACAUUCCUGUUCCAGCACACUUGCUGGAGUCCAAAUAAACUCCCCCACUUGUGAGAAGGAGAGGAAGGAGGUUCAAGGAGGAAGUGUGGAACAAAAAGUGAAGUCUCAUUCUUUCCGGUGUCCAAAAAAAUGCAAAAAAGAGGCCUUGAACAUUUUUUUUGUUGUUGGCUUGAUGUUUGAUGGACAAGCAUUGAUCAUGCAGUAUUUCCUAAAAGAAGACACUUUUGUAAUGUUAACUUAUUUUUGUGAUGAUUUUUUUUAUUUCUUCUUUUUUAUGUAACACAAUUUGUAUUUUGCCAAAGUGCCUUUGUUAUUUUUAGAUGAACAACUCGCUGACUGUGGUCAAUGCAAAGUUUCAGAUACUGAUGUGCCUCUCGUACUAAGUUUGGAGUCAUGAUUCAGGAUUCAUUUUGUGAAUGAAGCUCCUCCUAAGACACAGCCUGUGCCUUCAUGACUGAAUGAGCUCACCACCCGUGGCAGUGAUGAACUCAAAUAGCACACACACACUCACAGAACACACCCAGCAGUAUUUCCCUGAAGAUGUUGUGCUUGUUUUGACUGGAGUCUUCAUUUUGACUGUCAACUGAACACUGUUUUGUCUUAGUCAGCCUCUCGUUGCUGGCAGGACAACAAUGACUGUUGCGUACGUAGAUAAGCAGCCAACGUUCUCCACCUUGUUCACAUCUCGGCCUUGGAUUUCAUCAAUCAGCGAAGGAUUUCUGUCUUAUCUGGGGAAUUUUAGUUGCUGAAACAUGCACAAAUGCUUAGCUGGACCCAGUGAAGUCACGUUCACCCAUGCCUAUGUACAACUACAAGCGUGUUUUUAAGCUCAGUACAGUAUCUGUUCUAACAGAAGAAUGCCAUGACCUAAAAGGGAUGUUUUCGCUUUGCAUUAUCAGUGUUUUUUUUCUGUGGACAUUUGUUGCCUUCUCACAUGUUUGUGUUCAGAACAAGAUAGUCAGGAGUGAACGAGAACAAAAAAGCCACCAUCAGCUCCCCCGAUGUUUGAUCCUCAGCCCUCUCAGCUGUUUAGCAUUACAUUCAAAUUGCUGUUUACAAGAAGCCAGGGGAGAGACUUAAACGUUUGACAUUCUCCCCCUUACUCCUUUUUUUUCCUCUUGGUUUGUCUUCAAAAACACAUUCCAGUAUUAUCUAUGUGUCGGCCAAGCAAGUGUUCAGAGUAUUUGUUACUGUCAGUCUGUAUCUGUGUGGCCUUUUUGUUUUUAAUCAGAACUUUUGUACUUGGUUUCACUCAACCGUGCGGCAUUAAGAGCUUCUUUCGUCAGCCAAUGGAAAGAAUCUGUACUUUUGUACGGUGCAUAUGUUUAAAACGUUUGUAGCAAAGGAAGCCAAGUUCACGAACUAGCGGGAAAUCAAGUCGGACUUAUGGGAGAAACUGAAGUUGGCACUCUGUGCUGACUUUUUAAUUUUAUGUAUAUCUUCAAGGUACUGUUUAUGUGUGUCAAAAUGUACACUCCUUCAUAAAUUGUGCAGUUUUUCAUUUUUGUUUUCUGACAGCCAGACUGUGCUUCUGGUCAAAGACUUUUAAGAAGGUGCACAAAGAGACUUCUUUAACCCUUUAUGUAUCUUGAAUGUGCAAACUGUUUGAAAAAUGGUGCACGUAUGGUUCUUAGUUUCCAAUGAGAAAACAGCCUCCAUUGAGAACUUGUGGAGAGAAGUAAAAGAAAUGAAGGACAGCCCUAUAUUAUUCCUGCUAGCGUGCCUAUGGAUGUAUAAUGAAAUCAAUCGCACUAGCCAAUCCCCAGGCACUAUUUGCUUAUGCAGCGGGGGUUUUGGGCUCUCACAUGUGUUUUUUAUACACCUGAUCCAGGCAGGGUAGCUGCAGGGUAGUGCUGGGCCGGCUGCCUUGUGUUUCUAAUCGCACCUCUGAACCUCUGGACCGCUCAUGACUCUCACACCUCACACGAAACCCGCUCGCUGGGAAGAGAAGGAGCGAGAGAAGGAGGCUUCAGAGACGACAGAGCGGCCUUUGUUAUUUCUACCUGCAGACACUCCCCAACAACGACACUACGAGUACUCACAAAGAGGUUUUUACAGCCCAGACUCUGGUACUGUACACACCUUUCUCACAAACCAUGCUGACAAAUGGGAAGUCACGGUAUGUAUUAAAGCCUAUAAAUUAUUAUUACGGACUUUGUAAAAACAAAGAAAGUUUUUUUUUUAUUGUUAAGUUAUAUAAAUUCAGAUUUUUCCUUUUGUUUGUUUUGAUAGAGACUGGAUUUUCAAUCCAAUGACCAAAUGCAUAUCUCCUUUGUUGCUCUCAUGUAAAUUUUCUUUUAUAAAAACAGAUGUUUCAUGGUCAAAGCAAAAAAUAAACCUCUGAAUG